AAGCUUGUUUCGCUCUUACACACUUCCAGCGUCUUGGCCGCGUCAUGAAAAUCAUAAAUGGCAUGCGGGGGGUGGUGACGUCGGCAGUGGUGGAUGAGCUCAUACGAAAGCGAAAAGAAACAAGUUUAGCUUUUUGGAAUACGGGCGACCACGAUUGCAGCUUCAGUUUCAGUUGAACGCGAAACGCCAGCGACGCCGGACCGCGAGGGAGCGAUAGAGAGAGAGCGAAAGAGAGCCGCGAAAAGAAGAACGAAAAUCGAAAAAGUGUAUGACAAAACGUGUGUGCGAGUGUGUGUGUGUGCAUGCUAGAAUUGUACUAGCCUUGGUAUCAGUAUAAGUACAAUUCUAAGUAGAAUCGCCUUUCUUUUGUCACUAAUUGGAAACAAAAAAUUCAGAAAGCAAGCAGAUUCGAAGAGCGUGUUACGUGGCCGUCUUUCCGAUUGGACAACUGAACAACUGCUUAAAACAGUUCUAAUCGGAGACUUGACUUCUGAAACAUUGAAUUGCAAUUAUAAUUUAAUAUUUUCAGGCCAAAUCAACAGUAAGAAUUCCAAAUUAUAGUGCAAAACAAAUUGAAAACCUAAGAGUGGGUUAAAACUUCCGAGCGGCUAAAACAAAAUCAAUAAUUGGCCCUGCGUCCGGCCCUGUUCGUGUGUGUGCUUUUGUGUGCCAGUGUGAGUGUGGGUAAGUGUGUGCGUGCGUGCGUUUUUGUGAGUACGACAAUUGGAGCAAUGCCUGCUGAUUGAUAGUAAACCAAAAGAAAGGGGCUUACAAACGUGCAUAUAAAGGAAUCAAUUAAGCGAAGAAUAAGAAACCCUAUUUAAGUGCAAUAACUGAGUGAUCAUGCAGCAACCCGCCACGCCCAGCACGCCCGUUAACAACGCGCCUUCGGCCGCCCCCGUUGCAGGCGCUGGCCCGGCUGCCUCUGCUGCCGCGGGGGCCAGCAGCACCCCCAUACGCAUAAACAGUGCCAAGCAGCACGGUGCGGCAGGGGGAGGGGAUACCCUGGUACACCCCGCCACCCCGCACUCGCACUCAAUGCCCGGAACGCCGCAACAACAACCACAGUCGAGCAGUGUGCCCACCGGCGGUCACCUGCUGCAGCUGCAGGCGCCCCUGCCCUCCGCGGGGGCUGUGACCCCCUCUGGCCUGGGCAUGGGCGCAUCGAACCAAUCGCUGGGCGUGAGUGUGGGCGCCGCCAGCAGCGUCAGCGGAAUCAGCAUCACUCCGCCAAAUAGCGCCGGACUGCGUCAGUCGACAGUAUUCGAUUUCAAAUUCAAACGGCGACCUUCGCUAAAAGUGCUCAUGACCAAACUUCCGUCCACGGACAGUUUGAGUAACAGUCCGGCGCCAUCAUCGCCAGGAAUCGCCAAUUGGGCCUCUGACAAUCGGGAUGGCAAUCUGGCAGAUAAGUCGGCUGUUGAUGCCGCCAAACUCAACAGGAAAGAAUCCUACAAGGCGCAGAGGAAGAACUACCGGCGGGAGAAGAAGCGAGUGGCCAGUGAGCUGAUGAACUCCCUGCAAGAUCCUGCGGUUAUAGUGCUGGCAGACUGGCUAAAGGUUCGUGGCACUCUCAAGUCGUGGACAAAACUGUGGUGCGUUCUGAAGCCUGGUCUACUGCUAAUUUACAAGAGCCAAAAGACCAAGAGCAGCCACUGGGUGGGCACGGUGAUGCUCACCUCCUGCCAGGUGAUCGAGCGCCCGAGCAAGAAGGAUGGCUUCUGCUUCAAGCUCUUCCAUCCUCUGGAGCAAUCCAUUUGGGCGCCGCGAGGUCCCGACAAGGAAACCAUUGGUGCCGUUGUCCAGCCCUUGCCAACCGCUUACCUGAUCUUUCGAGCUCCCAGUCAGGCGGCCGGCAAAUGCUGGAUGGAUGCCCUGGAGCUGUCCCUGAGAUGUUCGGCCCUCCUGUUGCGGUCCAAUAGCAGUACGGGAACUGCUCCAACGUCCAGCUACAUGGGCGAACCCCUGCCCGUCUCCCAUGAGACGCAGUGGUCGGAGGCGGACUACGAGAAGCACUUCAACGAUCACGGUAAGUGGGCGCAGUUCCUGGCACUGCCAUCGGCCGAGCUGGACACUUCGCGAUCCGACACCAGCCUGUCCGCCCCGCGGACACCCACUCCACUGCUGCAGCAGCUCUACAGCAGUGCCGUUAGCAACUGGGAGCGCACCAAGCGUCUGCCGCGUUUCGGCCAUCAAUCGGAGCAGCGAAAGACUUCGUACAGCGAUGCCUCCAGUGCAGAGCAGGGCAUGGGUGGCGGAUUGAGCAUGCUUCAGCGCAAGCGGCGCCACUUGAGCCCCAUGAGCAAGUCCAUGUCCCUGGGUGCUACUCUGUGCAACAGUAGCUCAAGCGAGGAUGACGACGAGGGCUAUAACCACAGCCAGACUGGCUUGCGUCCAGUGAGCGCUCCGCCCGAUUGUCUGAUGAUGCCGCGCUUUCGUCUGAACGUGAAGGAUUUGGACGCAGACAGCCAGAAUGAAGCACCCAAUGCCGUCAUGUCUGGUCUGGAGUCGGAAUCCGAAUCGGAUCCGGCAGAGCCGGCGCAGGAGGAUGCCGUCGAGCAGCAAUGUGUGGAGACCUCGUAUGUGCCCUUCACUGAGGAGGAGUUUGGCGAGCAAGGGGAGCAGGUAGAGGAGUUGGCAGAGGAGAACAAGAGCCUAAUUUGGUGCAUUGUCAAGCAGGUGCGACCGGGGAUGGAUUUGAGCAAGGUAGUACUACCCACAUUUAUCCUGGAGCCCCGCUCAUUCCUGGACAAGUUAUCCGACUCGUAUUACCAUGCGGACUUGCUCUCUAAGGCCGUUCAGGAGGAUGACGCGUUCACACGCAUGAAACUAGUAGUGCAAUGGUACCUGUCUAGCUUUUACAAGAAACCCAAAGGCCUAAAGAAGCCCUACAAUCCGAUUCUGGGCGAGAGGUUCCGGUGCUAUUGGCAGCAUCCCAGUGGCAGCCGAACUUUUUACAUUGCCGAGCAGGUGUCGCACCAUCCGCCUGUGUCGGCAUUCUACGUGACGAACCGCGAGGACGGCUUCAGCAUCACCUGCUCCAUCCUGGCGAAAUCGAAGUUCUACGGCAACAGCACUUCGGCGGUGCUUGAGGGCGCUGCCACAAUGACGUUGCUGCCGCGCGGUGAGUGUUACACGGCCACAACGCCGUACGCCCACUGCAAGGGCAUCCUGAUGGGCACGCUCUCCAUGGAGCUGGGUGGCAAGAUCAACAUCGAGUGUGAGAACACCGGUUACAGGACGGAGCUGGAAUUCAAGCUGAAGCCGUUCCUCGGAGGAGCGGACGCCACCAAUGUGGUUGUCGGCAAGAUCAAGCUGGGCAAGGAGACGCUGGCCACCAUCAAUGGUCACUGGGACAAAGAGUGUCGAGUGAAGGACUCCAAGACGGGAGAGGAAACGGUAUUGUUCAAGGUGGAUGCAGAGACCCGCUCCAAGCGUCUCACCCGAUACAUGGUGCCACUUGAGUUACAAGAGAACAACGAAUCACAGCGCCUGUGGCAACGCGUCUCCGAAGCGAUUGCCCGUGAGGAUCAGGUUGCCGCCACGGAGGAGAAGACCGUGCUGGAGGAGCGCCAGCGAGCGGAUGCCAAGGAACGGGUCAGCACUGACUCUAUCCAUAUGCCAGACCUUUUCGAGCUGGACAGCUACGGUCAAUGGCUGUACAAGUACGCCGAUUUGCGACCCUGGGACUCGCGCAACGAUGUCCGCCAGUACGAGUGCCAGUUCAAGGUGCUGACCCAGACGCGUCACAAGUCCGUGCCCAUUGUCCAUGGCGCUGAUAUGAUCCACCCCCUGCGUAGCUCCAUUGAGACAUUAUCCCGCACCAAAAGACAAUCGCCAGCCGGACAGCCCUUACAGCCGGGCGGCUCCGUGGUGCCCAAGGCCAAGAAUAAGAGCUUGGUGCUGGCGCCGCGCGACACCAACUCGGACUCCAGUCAGUCGCCGCAGGGAGCGGUUAAGCGGAGUUCCUCCAGCGCCAUUAAGCAACUAGCCUUGGCCGUGGAUCAGGUGAACCGAGUGCUGGAGCUGCACACCCGACAGCUGAACGAGAUCAGCCAGCGCCUGGAGCGCAUGCAGUACUCGCCCCCGCCUAGUAACAUGAGUCCGCUUUCUCUUCAUUUGUUGGGCGGCGGCGUUUCGCAGUCAACGGUGAUCAAGUCGCUAGUCUACGCUCUGAUCGGGCUGACUUUCAGCCUGAUCUUGCGCUGGCUGUUUAAGUAGAUUGGCGAAGUCGUUGUUGGUGUCAUUUCGUUUAGGAUUAAGAAAAGUUUUGGUCAACCUAUAGAUCCCAUAUAUAUAUAUAUAUACAUACACACCCUAGAGUACAGACAACGUAUAUACUUUGUUGAAUUGUACAUUUGGUCCUACUCAAAUGCCUUCGCACGCUGCCAGAGAAAUAUCCCCGACCGAGGCGCGUGGCUAGAACAUUCGUUGUGAGAAACUAUGCAUAGGAUUAAGUGUUUGCCGUAUGUAAGUCUCAGCAAUCCAAUCCACAGGCAAAGUCCAUGUGCAAAUAUCUUCCCCUCGAACCCUGGAAAUUCUUUUCUCAAGAUAAAACGUCUGGGUAGGUUAGGAUGUCGAAGAUAUACAUUAAUAUCAAAAUAUACACAUACGUACGAGUAGAUGCACCAGAUUUCGUAAAAAUUCCAAUUAAAACGAUGCUACUAUAAAGCUAGUUCGCUUUUCCUUUCCUUUGAUAGACAGUUAAUAUUAAAUCACACGAUUUAGGGUAUACGAUAUACGAACAAUGCUCGAGAGGCUCCCUGCCCUAUUAAGCACCACUUAUACACACUGCAACAAACCUUAGAGAUUUAAUGUGAAAAGUGCUUAUAGUUAUUACUUUUAGUGUCUCUUAUACUCGAACUGUUUUUCCUCUUCCCAAUACCUGCAUACUUAGAAUUUAAUAAAUUCCCUAUUUCAAAUUAAA
Molecule: messenger RNA, 4927 nt
Organism: Drosophila yakuba
Lineage: Eukaryota; Metazoa; Arthropoda; Insecta; Diptera; Drosophilidae
Gene: Orp8
Product: oxysterol-binding protein-related protein 8
Exons: 10
Coding region: 844-4221 (1125 amino acids)
Cellular component (GO): cytosol; membrane; intracellular membrane-bounded organelle
Molecular function (GO): cholesterol binding
Source: RefSeq, a predicted model, not a curated record